This is a messenger RNA of Gossypium raimondii (Peruvian cotton), 2280 nucleotides long. RefSeq names its product probable ubiquitin-conjugating enzyme E2 26. The transcript has 8 exons. Gene Ontology annotation, molecular function: ubiquitin conjugating enzyme activity. The record is from RefSeq and is a predicted model, not a curated record. Bases 68 to 2071 code for a protein of 667 amino acids. NCBI's taxonomy places the organism in Eukaryota, Viridiplantae, Streptophyta, Magnoliopsida, Malvales, Malvaceae.
AUCACUGAGAAGGGAGCAGGUUGGACACGGCUGCUUCUUUUUUUUGUCUCUGAAUUCCAGUUCCUUAAUGGACCCCGAAGUGAUCAAGAUUCCUCCUCCGAUUCCUCUCUCUGUUAAGUCUAAAAAUAAACAGGUUGCUACUCAUGAAGUAAUUGAUGUUGAUAACAAUGAAGAUUCAACCGACACAAUGAUCCUUGAUGAGGUAGUUGAUAUAAGGAGCAAAGGGAAGGCUAUAAAAAGUAGCUCUGGUGUUUGCCCUGUUAUUAAAGCUGAAGUAUGUGAAAGAUUGAAUUGUUCUUGCAGUUGUUGCUGUUUAUCGUGCCUGGAUUUUGUGGCUAAAUCUCUUGGUUUGAUAAACAAGGUUACACCUCCUAAGCAUUCUAUCCAAGGAUCACAAAAUAUAUCUAACCUUGAUUGCAAUUUGGCCUCUAGUGAUGAGCUUUUUUAUACAAAUUACUUGAAUGAUUUCAUGGAUGCUGGUAAGUAUGCCAUGUUGCAAGAACAUUUUAAUGGUGUUGAGCUUCCUGCUGGAGAAGAUACAUCCAUCCCAUGGUUUGAAAAUAUGACCAUUGAGGUUCCUGAUGGAUUAGAGGCAUCCAUCCCAUGGUUUGAAAAUAUUUCAGAGAGUAAAAAGAAAACUUCUCAUGGAACCAUCUCAUUGACUACUAAUGCAAAUGACAAUUUACAUUUCUUGUGGUUACAAGAUCCUGCUCAUAUCAAUAUGAAUGCAGCUUCAGUUAGUAAUUCAAGUUCCCUUACCCCGGAUGACCCUUUGAGUCAUUCUCCUGGUGUAGCAAAUCUAUCUUCACCUUCGUUAUUUUCUCAAAUUCUUCAAAGUCAGAACUCUGCUACUUCACAAACUAUAUCUAGUAUUCAAGAUCUUCCAGUUGUGCAUCUGCCUGAUUUAACUAAUGGUAAUAAUGCGAGUCACCACAUAGAAAUGAUAUUAUCUCAUGCAAUCAUGUCCCCUGUAGAUGCACCAAAUCACACUGUGGUUGCAGAACCACCCUCACCUUUUUGGUUACCCGUGGUGACUCCGGAACAAUUUUUCAAUAAGCAUAGUAUCUAUUCAAAUUUUCCUGAUUUAGUUCAUGGCGCAUAUAUAACUCCUGAAGAAGUGGCAGACAUCAGAAAUCAGAAAAAUGUAGAUGAAGAAGCUAUCCUCAGUAAGCUCCGACUUUUUAAACAGUUUGAUACUGUUGAAGAUUUUUCAGAUCAUCACUAUGCUUCCAGUGGUGCUUCAACAAAGCAGCCACCGAAGAAUUGGUCAAAGAAGAUUCAGGAGGAGUGGAAAAUACUUGAGAAGGAUUUGCCAGAUACUAUUUUUGUUAGGGUUUAUGAAUCAAGAAUGGAUCUCCUAAGGGCUGUAAUUAUUGGAGCAGAGGGCACUCCUUACCAUGAUGGUCUCUUCUUCUUUGAUGUUUUCUUCCCUGCUAGCUAUCCUAAAGAACCACCACAUGUUUACUAUCACUCUGGCGGACUUCGACUCAACCCAAAUUUGUAUGACUGUGGGAAAGUUUGCCUUAGUCUUCUUAAUACCUGGUCUGGUAAAAAGAACGAGAGAUGGAUACCUGGCAUGUCAACUAUGCUCCAAGUUCUGGUAUCUAUUCAAGCUCUAAUCUUGAAUCAGAAGCCUUACUUUAAUGAGCCAGGUUGGGAACGUCUUAGUGGCACACCAAAAGGUGAAUUAAUGUCCAGGCAAUACAAUGAAGAGACAUUUAUCUUGUCACUGAAGACAAUGAUCUAUUCAAUGAGGAGGCCUCCAAAGCAUUUUGAGGACUUUGUUGUCGGCCAUUUCUACACGUGUGCUCAUGAUAUUCUUGUGGCAUGCAAAGCAUAUAUGGAUGGGGCUCAGGUAGGUUGCCCGGUAAAAGGUGGUAUCCAAGAUGUCGAAGAAGGUGAGAAGAGUUGCUCACCGAAGUUUAAGGUCUCCAUGGCUGGAUGCGUAAAUAUGCUUGUGAAAGAAUUUACGGUUUUGGGAGUCAAGGAUUGUGAGAAAUUCCUUGUUGCCCCUGAAUCUCGAAAUAAUGGAGUUGAUAGUAUGCCCAUGGCUGCUGCAAAUAUGAACUAGCUUUUGAAACCAAAAAUUCUGAAAACUUGGCCAGAAUGGUUUUUAUUUAUAAAUUUUGCACAGAAGUUUAAUUGAUUUGUUAUCAAGUAGUUGAGGAAUGUAACUUCUGCUUUCAUUCAUAGGCCGCUUAGAGAUAGUUUUGACAUUGUACAUUGAUGUAUAUAACGAUGGGAUUACGCACUAAAUAUACUGUCAAAUAAUCUUUUUUU